AGACGGACAGAAGGAAAGAGGUGUUGUUGUUGUUUCAGAAAUAUCCGAAUAUCGCUGACCAUGAAAGUAAUUGAAUUAAUUUAAUUAGAUUUAUUUUUCUUAACUUAGGCUAUAGGAAAUUAUUUCUUAUUAACUACUACCUUUUAAAAUGUCUUAACAUUAAAUGUCACAUCAAACAUGACAUCUUCAAGCUGCAACCGUAAGAACAAAUUAUUAAAAGUUGUUAUCCUGGGCGAUGGAGGUGUUGGAAAGUCAUGUAUAAUGAACAGAUUUGUUAGUAACAGUUUUGAUAGUCACUCUUUCCAUACAGUCGGGGUUGAAUUUUUUAAUAAGGACAUUGAAGUAGAUGGAGAAAAUUAUACUCUUCAGCUAUGGGACACGGCCGGUCAGGAACGAUUCAAAAGUUUAAGAACCCCUUUUUAUCGAGGAACAGAUAUUUGUAUGUUGUCUUAUUCAAUUGAUGACCAGAAAAGUUUUGAGAAUUUAACAAUGUGGAGAGACGAAUUUAUUUUCUAUUCAGGAGUGCAAGAUGCUCAGCAAUACCCGUUCUUGGUUGUUGGAAACAAGGUGGAUCUCGGAGAGGAGAGUCGGAAAGUUAACGAGGGUGAAGUGGAAGCUUGGUGUGAAGCUAAGGGUAAGCUGCCACACAUCGAGACUAGCGCGAAGGACGCCAUCAACGUAGACAAAGCGUUUGCCUUGGCUGUGGAACGAUGGAACAAACUCGAAGAGUUCAUAGAACGAUCAAAUGAUUACAAAGCCGACAUGGUUGAUCUGAGAAGGCAUCGUGGAACCAAAGAGAAUACCAAAUCAGGCUGUUGUUCUUAAAUUUGUAUCCAUACAGUAUUCAUACAAUCUUAAAUAUAUUUAUAUAUAUGUAUAUAAAAUAUUUAAAUAUUUUUAUCGUAUUUACUUAUACUGUAAGUAAAAAAUAUUUUUAUAUGACUUUUGAGGGACCACUAUAUGUAAACAUAUCACCAGUAUUAGUUACCAAUGAUGUAUAAAUCAUACAAUCAUAUAAAGUAAACAAUUUUAUUGAUUGUUCAGACUAUAAUGUUGCAAUAAAUUUACAAGUUUCAUGUUUA
Molecule: messenger RNA, 1082 nt
Organism: Macrosteles quadrilineatus (aster leafhopper)
Lineage: Eukaryota; Metazoa; Arthropoda; Insecta; Hemiptera; Cicadellidae
Gene: Rab9
Product: ras-related protein Rab-9B
Exons: 3
Coding region: 178-825 (215 amino acids)
Biological process (GO): retrograde transport, endosome to Golgi
Cellular component (GO): late endosome; lysosome; phagocytic vesicle
Molecular function (GO): GTPase activity; GTP binding
Source: RefSeq, a predicted model, not a curated record